Molecule: messenger RNA, 1392 nt
Organism: Striga hermonthica
Lineage: Eukaryota; Viridiplantae; Streptophyta; Magnoliopsida; Lamiales; Orobanchaceae
Source: the annotation of a GenBank genome assembly
AUGGCUCGUCGGGUCCAAGAACUCCAUUUUCCUAAAUUAGAUAUUCCUAUAAGAGUACACAAAACAGAACUUGUCUUGCCUGAUUCCGAUAACGUUAUCCCACCACACAAUGGCCAAGAUUGCCUUUACCUGUCCAAUCUUGAUGACAUGGUCGGAGUGCGCGCUUUCACCCCGACAAUAUAUUUUUACGAAUCAAAAGAUCGCGAUGAAAAACCCAUUUUCCAAACACUUAAAGAUGCCCUUGGUAAAGUUUUGGUACCUUACUAUCCGUUCUCGGGCCGGCUGAGAGAGGCGAAAAGAGGAAAGCUCGAGGUGUUCUUCGGCCCAGAUCAAGGUGCUCUUCUGGUUGAGGCCAGUUCAGAUAUUGUCUUAGCAGAUCUCGGUGAUUUAUCUGUCCCCAAUCCCGCCUGGAUAAAGUUGAUCCACACGUUUCCCGGUGAAGAACCGUACAAAGUCGUGGACAUGCCAUUGAUUAUAGCCCAAGUCACCCGAUUCAUGUGUGGUGGUUUUAGCCUCGGAUUGAGGAUGUGCCAUUGUAUGUGUGAUGGGUUCGGGGCCAUGCAGUUUCUCAGUGCGUGGGCCAGCACAGCGAAGGCCGGUUCGUUGGUGUUGAAUCCUAAGCCCUGUUGGGACCGAGAAUUCUUCCUGCCUCGUGAUCCUCCCAAGAUUGAGUUUCCACACAUUGAAUUCAAGAAAAUCGAAAACGGCUCAAACUUAAUCCAACGGCUCUUUCAGGGUAAGCUUGUCCAGAAAUGCUACAAGAUAAGCAGCGAAUACCAAGCCCAUUUGAAGGCACUAGCGCAAGAAGGCGGGAAAUUCAAAUUCCCGUGCACGACCUUCGAUGCUAUGGCGGCCCACGUGUGGCGAUCAUGGGUGAAGGCGCUCGACGUUAGACCGCUCGGCUGCCGCCUCCGUCUGACUUUUUCGGUCAAUGCCCGUGCCAAGCUCAGGAACCCACCUCUCAAGGAUGGGUUCUACGGGAAUGCAUUGUGCGUAGCUUGUGCCGUGAGCACUGUGGACGGGCUCACGGGCGGGCCUCUGAUGGGCCCAGCUUACCUGGUGCAUGAGGCCCGGAUGGCAGUGUCGGAGGAUUACGUGAGGUCAACGGUCGACUACAUCGACCGGCACAGGCCCGAGAGGCUGGAGUUUGAUGGGAAGCUGACGGUUACCCAGUGGACCCGCUUCUCGAUCUACGAGUUAGCCGAUUUCGGGUGGGGGAAGCCGGUGUACGCGGGCCCCAUUGACCUGACCCCGACCCCGCAGGUGUGCCUGUUUCUCCCAGGGGUCGGGGAGGGUGAGUUCGGUGGUGGGGCCAUGGUGCUCUGCAUAUGUUUGCCUGAAUCCGCCUGCCGGAGAUUCGGGGAAUUGUUGAUGAAUGAAUCACGAGCUUAA